UUGCUGAUGUUGCUGUAGAGUCGUCAGUCUUCUCUGACUGACUGACCCCAACCAGACACACAGACAGGUAGAUAUGGAGAGUGGAGCUAUGGAAAUAGACACGAGUGCUGCUUCAGACACCAGAGAGGAGUCAGAGUGCAGCAUAGCCUGUCUGCGGCGCCGGGCCUGGGCCCAGAGCAAAGACUCCAUCUGGCAAAAAUCAGAACAAGAGCGCCGUGGCUCUCAGGGGCCCCAACAGAGCCAGAGAGACGGGGAUGCACAGGGACCCUCUGAGGAACCAGGGCAAGUUUCUAACAACAUCACCAGCUGGUUGAUUGAAUGCAGGACUCCCCUCGGAGCUUCCCUAGAUGAUCAGAGUGCUUCUCCCAGCAGAGGACCGCUGAGGAACGGCUGCAGCUUUGAAGAUGACCUUUCACUGGGAGCUGAAGCCAACCAUCUUCUGUCCAGUAACAAUAAAACUGAAUCUUGUUUUGGUCUUGCGGCGGAUCAGAAGAGGUGUCAGUAUAAAGAGAGAGGAAGAAGUAUGAACUCCACAGGAUCUGGGAAGAGCAGCACAGUGUCCAGUGUUUCAGAGGUGAUGGAGCAGUCAGAGGAGCACCCAGAGGAGAUCCUCCUUACCCUGUGUGUGUCAGAGCUGCUGGACCUGUACGAGGAGGACCCCGAGGAAAUCCUCUUAAAUCUUGGUUUUGGUCGAGAAGAACCCGACCUAGCCUCGAAGGUUCCUUCCAGGUUCUUCAACAACUCCUCCACAGCGCGAGGCAUUGACAUCAAGGUCUAUCUGGGAGCCCAGCUGCAGCGCAUGGAACUGGAGAACCCCAACUACGCUCUGACAAGUCGUUUCCGUCAGAUCGAGGUCCUGACCACAGUAGCUAAUGAGUUCUUCCAGCUCUACAGUCAGGUCUCUGGUCAGCCUGUCCAACGCAUCAGCUCCAGGGACCAAGGAGGAGAAGUAGGAGAAGGGGGAGGUGAUGAAUCGAUUCCUCCUCUGAAGAGAACCAACUCUGCUCUGAACGUCGCCAAACUCCUCAAGAAAACCAUCAGCAAACACAACCUGCUCGCAGCCGCCCCCGAGUCACCUGAAACACACACACCUAACCAGCACACACAGGUGAACGGACACACAUCCUCUGAUCACACGCACACCAACGGUCACGCACACGCCAGCUCAGAGCAGGACGGCUGCAGCACUGACCCAACCCACCAGGGGGAGACAGUCAGCCAGAAACAUGUCCGCAAAAAAGACAGCUGUUCCCUGGCGACGGUUACCGAGGAAACCAACGGGGAUGGAGAGACAGAUCGGCUUACAGACAACAGUCCUGAACAGAGCGGCACUGCACCAGCAGCCAAUGGAGAGCAUCAAACAGGGUCAGCUGACCUUCAGUCAUCCAAUCAGAGAACAGAGGAGGGAGCUCAGGUGGUCAAAGAGGAGAAGAACCUGACCUCAACCCCAGAGAAAGCUCCGCCCACCCUGGCCCCACCGCAGCUGGCCCAGCUCCGCACCGAAAAUGCCGACUCCUUCGACAUGGAGGAGAUCCAGAGUAACGAUGAUGAGGGUCUGCCAUCCAGAACUUCCAGAGCCACCGAUCUGUUGAGGACAGUCAGUCAGCAGUCAGACAGCAGUGGUUUUGCUGAGGAGCCCUCAGCCGACUCCAACAGCUACCUCAAGGUGCAGGAAAGUAGUGACAGCUGUGACAGUGAGACCACUGUGACAUCACACCCGUCACAAGAUGUGGCCACGCCCCUCGCACUGGACCAACCAGCGUUCAUUUUGCCAGAUGCCAGAGAGGAAGAGGCGGGGCCUGGUGGCGCUGGUGAGGCUGAUGGGAGGAGCAGAUCCAGGGAAGAAGACGAGCAUGAUGGGAGUUCAGAGGAGGUUACACAGUACACAGCUCACCAGCUCCCCAGGAACAGACCAAUGGGAGAGCAGCAGAAUGAGACCCGGGACCAGGAGCCAGCUGAGAAUGGGGGCCAGACUGAUCCUGAACCAGAACCACAACCAGAACCGGAGAUUCUACAUAGUAUGUCUGCUGUAGAACAAGAACCACAAGACACUCAGAACCAGACAGAGACCGCUGCGGACACAAAGCCCCCUACAAUGGGAGUGAAAGAUGGGGACGAGACCCAAGAAGAGCACGCAUCCUUGGACGGUUCUGAUUCAUCCUGUCCUUCUGCUCCAUCCUCUCCGGUCCUCAGUGCUCUGAACCGAGCCAAACAGUACCAGCUGAGCAGGGGUGGGCUGAGGGUCGAGACCCCAGGGAGAGGACGAGGAAGACGUGGCAUCCCCCUACAGAGGUCCUCCUCCCUGCCCUCCUCGCUCCUCUCGCCCUCCAGGGUCGUGUCCUCUGUCAGGAUCCAGUUUGGACGAGGACAGCCGUCGUCCACCCAGCCCAGGUUCUCCUUCAAAUACAACCAGGAGGCCGGAGAGGACAAGGAAGAUGAGGAGGACAGUGAGAAAGCGGAGGAGGAAGGACAAACCAACUGUCUGUCCACUCUGAUCAUAAACCCCUCCUCCUCGUCUCACUCUAACAACCAACCACUAAGGCUUCCCACAGAUUCCCCCAUCCCACCUAAAGCCAUCCCACGCUACCUGAUGAGGUCAUCCUACUCCCUGCAGAGCCCCAGCCCUCCUCCUGAUUUGUCACCAGGAGGCCAUGCCCCCUCCUGGAGCACCCAGAGCGUCCCUGAUCUUUCCUCCAAUCAGCAGCAGCCUGGCCACUUCCAACAAAACCUGAGUGCCAACCAAAACCAGCAAAGUUGGAAUCGAGCACCGAUGUCAUUCUCUUAUGCUAACCCAAAUCCUAAUCCGACAGAUCAGUACUUAAGUCCCAGUCCCAACCUUAGUCCCAGCCUUAACCCCAGCCCAUACCACUUCACUCUGAACCCUCACCCGCAGUACCCCUCCCCUCUCCAUCCGUACGCCAGUCUUCCCAACCUCCACCACAACCACUCCUUGAACCACCAUUCCAGUCUGACUAGUCUCCACCAGCCUACAACUCCCCCAGUCCCCCAGCACGGCAGCCUCUCCAACUUGCAUCAGCCCUCAUCUUCCACAGCUCAUCACCACCUCAGUAUGGGUAACCUGCAUCCCGGAUCUCCCAUAAUGCACCACCAGGGCUACAACCAUUCGUACAGUCAUCAUUCGCCUUACCAUGCCGCUCCUCAUGGCUCACAGUUUGCCUCUCCCUACCUGGGUUACCAUGGCUACAACACGAAUCCAAACCUAGGGUUCCCCCACCCUGUCAACCAGUGUCCGCUGUCGGCCCCAGAGCACGGCCUCCAUCCGGGUCUCGCGCCGACUGUUCCAGGCUUCCUCCCGGGCCUGACGUCAGCCCUCAGCCAAGGUCACAGCCUCCACCCGAGUCUAGGACCCGGCCAGGGCCCGUCCAGCACCGAGAUGCAGCUGAGGAGAGUUCUGCAUGACAUCAGAGGGACGGUUCAGAGUCUGAGCCAGAACCGAGCCGACACUCCGGACAUGUUCAGUGAGCACAGAGCAGCUCAACCCAGCCACCAGUCUCUGGCAGAGUUUCAGCAGAAGAGGCGGAGUCUGAACGUGUUCCGCAGUCAGAUGAUGGAUCUGGAGCUGUCAAUCAUCCGACAGCAAGCUCUGGUCUAUAAACACCUGAGCCCUGCUGACAGGAUGGAGGUGGAGCAGCUUCAGUCUCUGAGAUCAGCAGUCAGAGAGGAACUGCAGGAGCUGGAACAGCAGCUGGAAGAUAGACUGAUGGAGCUGACACACACACAGCACAGGGGUCUCCAUAGAGACAGCAGUGUUGACAGCCUGUCUACCACCUCUGCACUGAGAGCCAUGGAGCCGGUGUCAGACCUCCUCAGAGAGCAGCUCUUCCUCCAAUCAGAGCUCAGCUAUGAUGGUAACGCUCCCUCCACCAACCCCUCCUCCCGAUCAUCCAGUCCAGUCCGAGGAAGAGCGGAAGGAGAAGGCGAGCAGAGACAAGGCGUGUACAAGGCAUCAAUCAACAUAACCCCCAUCCCUCCUCCUCGACCCAACACACAGACAGAGGAAGAGAAGGAGAAGAAGGAGGAGGAGGAGGAGGAAGAGGAUGGAGAGAGGAACAGAGGAGGAGAGGGAGGUGGAGAGGUACCGGAGGUGGAGGGAGCAGCAGGAGGAGUCAGAGUGGAGAACCUACAGCAGCUCAUCAGAGAGAUUCGAGAGAGCUUGGCGCAGGAGGUCCGACGGGAGAUCUACAGCGAGCUGUUGGCUGCCGUGUCGCCUCGGCAAUCGCCCCUUCCCACCAGACAACACCGCCUGUAGUCAUGCCAACAGCAGAGCACCACUUCUUUGACCUUCAGCCUUAGUAACUACAGCCUGAGCAGCACCACUGUCUGUCUGUA
Messenger RNA from Seriola dumerili (greater amberjack), 4350 nucleotides. It is a transcript of the gene itprid2, whose product is annotated as sperm specific antigen 2. Lineage: Eukaryota; Metazoa; Chordata; Actinopteri; Carangiformes; Carangidae. Gene Ontology annotation, molecular function: signaling receptor binding. The transcript is spliced from 22 exons. Bases 74 to 4270 code for a protein of 1398 amino acids. The record is from RefSeq and is a predicted model, not a curated record.